Molecule: messenger RNA, 1633 nt
Organism: Saccoglossus kowalevskii
Lineage: Eukaryota; Metazoa; Hemichordata; Enteropneusta; Harrimaniidae
Product: UPF0489 protein C5orf22 homolog
Source: RefSeq, a predicted model, not a curated record
UUGGGUAGAAAUGACGAGCACGGGUAUUAGUCGUUCAAACCAGAUUCAAAUCGAAACUAUGCGUGUACCAGCAAAUGGAUUUAACAAAUCUUUACCCGCUCCUUUGUUACAUUUAACAAAACGUACAGUAUUUACACGUGCUUUGUUUGCUUACGAAAUUGUCGACCUUUGGGUUUUGACCUCUGAACUACAUUUGUUUUGAACCAGAAGUCGCAAACAGGCCGGCUUCGUAUUUGCUACGUGAUUUGCUAUGGCAACGCGUGGGUUAAAACAUUACAAACAGAUACCAAUGUGGAUAGUUGAUGGCCACCAUGAAGUUCUACCACAUAUAUAUCGUGCAAUAGGAUCUAAGCAUUUACCACUAGAAGAUACUACGCUGGUACACUUCGAUUCACAUCCUGAUCUUGUUAUUCCAAUGGAUAUGAUGGCUGAUGAUGUCUUUGACAAAGAACAGUUAUUUGAUUCCCUGAGUAUUGAAAGUUGGAUAAUGCCGACAUCAUACGCUGGUCACUUCACCACCAUUAUAUGGAUCAAGCCACCCUGGGCCAAUCAAUUCAGUGACGGAAAAUAUCAAUUUCAUAUUGGUAAACACAAACUAACUGGAAAAAUCAGAGUCACAUGCACAGAAGACUAUUUUCUAAGUGAUACACUGUAUGCACCAAUCAGUGACCUUGUUACAAACGACGCCAAUCCAAUGUAUAAUGCCAAGUGUGUUACCCUGUAUGUUGUGACAUUAGCACCAGCCAUCUUUCAAGAAUUUGUAGUUUCUAGAUCAGAAUCAGAUAAAAAUGAUGAUGAACUUGAGUUAGCUCCAUCGGCUAGAAAACCUACAACUACUGAUUCAAAAGGAAUUAUUGAUGAAUCUUUUGAUUCCGUAAAAUCACUUCUAAAUCAGGUUCUUGAAAGUGGGAAAGCUUUUCUUCUUGAUGUUGAUUUGGAUUUUUUUUCCACAAAAAAUCCAUUCAAAGAUCUAUAUUCUGAGAAACAGAUUGCGAUGCUUGAAGAGCUGUAUCGAUAUGAUAAACCAAGAGAUAAUACUCCAGAAAUAUUGAAUGAAUUUAUCAAGAAACGCAGUCAACAACUUGAAGACAUUGAAUUAAGUAAAGUCAUUGAUUUGGUUACUGAUCUACAAAUGCAGAAAAAAAUGGAACCAUUUGAUUUUGAAUUGCUACAUCAAGCAGGUUUGACAUUUGAUGAUACGGAUGAACUUCCUCACCACGUCAGCACAGAGGAUGAAAUCAAAGCACUCCAUGUUGCCAUGGAAAUUGUUUUAUCAGCACUACCAAAACCUACCAUGAUUACAGUAGCAAGGUCUACUUAUGACGAGUACUGCCCCCCAGACCAAGUUGAUUCCAUACAACACAAUCUACUAAGGGUCUUAAUGUCAGUCUGUGGAAAAAUUGAUGUUCACAUUGACUAUGAGUCUUCAGAAGAUGAGGCAGAAAAUGAGGAAGCUUGCGGAGAUGCAAGGAAUGAUGAGAAAGAUGAAGGUACAACUGAGUUAACAAAGACUGUGAAGAAUGAUGGUGGAGAUUAAAUUUAGCACAGAUAAAGUUUUAUUUACUUAUCACUUUACACAAUUUUGUUGAAGUGUACUUUUUUGCUUGCAAUACUGCCAUUAAAAAGUAUUAAA